Molecule: messenger RNA, 2054 nt
Organism: Neltuma alba
Lineage: Eukaryota; Viridiplantae; Streptophyta; Magnoliopsida; Fabales; Fabaceae
Product: glucan endo-1,3-beta-glucosidase 3
Exons: 4
Coding region: 200-1693 (497 amino acids)
Biological process (GO): carbohydrate metabolic process
Molecular function (GO): hydrolase activity, hydrolyzing O-glycosyl compounds
Source: RefSeq, a predicted model, not a curated record
CAAAAGGAGCAAACUUUUCCUUUGUUUAUCCUUCAAUCCCUUCUGUUAGAAUUUCGAAGUUGCCUAGCUCCUUCCCGUUUUGCUGAUUUUAGCUAUAUCUUUAAUUGCUUCUGUCUCCCAUUUCUCGCUUCUGGAUUUCCUUGAAGUUGUUAGGGGAGGCCCUGUUCUCGUUAGUAGUGAUAAUCUUUUGUGAACUUCAAUGGCUGCGUUGCUGCUUCUUUUCCUAAUAGCAAUCGCUGUUGCUGCUGAUGAAGAAGCUUUUAUUGGAAUCAACAUUGGUACAGCGAUUACUGACAUGCCAAGUCCGACACAGAUUGUGGCACUUCUUAAGGCUCAGAAUGUCCAACAUGUCAGACUUUAUGAUGCUGACCAGACCAUGCUUCUUGCACUUGCCAGAACAGGAAUCCGUGUGUCUAUUUCUGUUCCAAAUGAACAGAUCCUUGCCAUUGGUCAGUCGAAUGCCACUGCAGCAAACUGGGUUUCUCGCAAUGUUGUAGCUCAUGUUCCUGCAACCAACAUUACCUCCAUAGCUGUUGGAUCUGAAGUGCUAACUACCGUCCCGAAUGCUGGUCCAGUCCUGGUCUCUGCCCUAACAUUCAUUCACUCUGCACUAGUUGCUGCUAAUUUGGAUCGGCAAAUUAAAGUCUCUACUCCACACUCUUCUUCUAUCAUCCUUGACUCCUUCCCACCUUCCCAAGCAUUUUUUAAUCGCACUUGGGAUCCAGUUAUGGUUCCGUUGCUUAAAUUUUUGCAAUCAACAGAUUCAUUCCUCAUGCUCAAUGUAUAUCCAUAUUAUGAUUACAUUCAAGCUAAUGGUGUAAUUCCAUUGGAUUAUGCAUUAUUCCGUCCCCUACCUCCAAAUAAGGAAGCUGUUGAUGGCAACACUCUGCUGCAUUACACUAAUGUCUUUGAUGCUGUUGUUGAUGCUGCUUAUUUUGCGAUGUCAUAUUUGAACUUCACCAAUAUCCCUAUUCUAGUGACUGAGUCAGGAUGGCCCUCCAAAGGUGGCUCAUCUGAGUCAGAUGCAACUCUUGAUAAUGCAAACACUUACAAUAGCAACUUGAUCAAACAUGUGCUUAACAAUACAGGGACUCCUAAACAUCCUGGAGUUGCAGUUAGUACUUAUAUUUAUGAGCUUUAUAAUGAAGACUUAAGACAGGGUCCAGUCUCAGAAAAGAACUGGGGGCUUUUUUAUCCUAAUGGAGAACCUGUUUAUGUCUUACAUUUGACUGGUGCUGGUACUGUGUUGGCAAAUGAUACAACAAAUCAGACAUUUUGUGUUGUGAAGAACAAUGCGGAUACUAAGAUGCUACAGGCUGGACUUGAUUGGGCUUGUGGACCUGGGAAAGUGGAUUGUUCACCCUUGCUGCAUGGUCAACCAUGUUAUGAACCAAAUAAUGUAGCUUCACAUGCUACAUAUGCUUUCAAUGCGUAUUAUCAGAAGAUGGAUAAAUCUCCAGGGACCUGUGAUUUCAAAGGCGUUGCCAUUAUCACCACCACAGAUCCAAGUCAUGGUUCCUGUAUCUUUCCUGGAAGUGGUGGUAGAAACAGAACCGGUACAAAUGGCACGUCAAUGGCACCAUCUUCUAAUUCUACAUCAUCAGGCUGCUUUUCAAAAUACUAUUACAAUGGUGAACCCUUCACAAGCUCUUUGGUCAUCGGUAUGUUACUGUGGAGUGCAAUUGUCAUGUAAGCUAGCCAGAUUUGCUCUCUGCACAUAGUAUUGGAUCAUCAGAUUCAAGGAGGUGUGAUCUUCAACUUCAUUUGGAAGAUUGCUGCAAAAACCAAUUUUGUUUUCCUCCUAUUGAGGAUUUAAAGGGAGAUAGGUUUCAUCAAAAUGUAUAUUUUUACAUUUGUAAUGUAUGUCUUCAUUUGAUUUUUGUACAAACAACCAAAGACAGUUGACCUCAUUCAUGUAAGCACCAGGAUAGCCGGAAGCCACACUAUUUAUAGCUUCUUAUAAAUAGUGCAGCUUCCACUAAUGUUUAUAUGCAUACAUACAUACAUAUAUAUUGAUUGUUGAUAUUGACUAACUUCUAUAUUGAUGAUUUGUA